GAUGACAGUUUGACAGAAUCACAGAUUAACUAACAAAGAAAUCUGUUUAUUUUUUAAAAUUCAAACAUCAACAGACGUUAGACGUUGACCAAUUUUUGAGAAAAUAAAAUUGUUCCUCAUCUUAUUUGUUUAGUUUUAUUAGAGUGUUUAUUUAUUUUGUUCUUCAAAAUGUUGCCCAGCCGCUUUGCGCCGCCGGGACAGUCGUCCGCCAUGAGAAAAUCCAGGCUGGAAGGCAAGCAGUCGUUCCUGCCGAAGCCCCGGCACGCGGGCUCCAUCGACCGGCUCUCCGCGGAGAUGCGGCGGCCGAGCGGCGUGCGCUCCAGCAGCGCCGAGCCCCCGCGCGCCACCAUCGGGGGCCGGCUGAGUCGAGAGGCGUCUGCUACCAAGAUUCCAUUGAAUAGAAGGUCCCGUUCGCAACAAGGGGAACAGUCAAGGUACGGCCCUGGAGGCCCCAUCACUCCCCUCAGGACCAACAAGUACUCGCGAGCCACCACCACACCAACGAGGACUCCAUCUGAAGACCGCUCCAACCGCAACUGGCAGACGUCGCUGGACCGCGCGCUCGCCUUCGUCACCAUCAAGGAUCAGAGGCCUAUCUCCAACCCGGCCUGGCAGCGCUCAGAGUGCUCGCGCGUGGGCGGCGCCCUGGCGGAGCGCGGGGCGGGCGGCGCCCUAGUCCGCCCACUCACCAUUGCGCGCUUCGUGCAGCUGUCACAAAGUCUGCUCGCCGUGUUGAUCAGGGAUGCGAAGUUGAAUAACGAUAACUAUGUUACAAAGGUGCCUCACAUAGCGAAGCUGGUCCUCUACCCCGGAGUAGUGUCCAAGUCGUGGCUGAAGACGGUGAACACGCUGCACGCCUUCCCGCACGCGCUCGCCUUCCUCGCCUACCUGCUGGACCUGGUGCAGCGCGUCGAGGCGCCGGUGGUGGACGAGUGGCUGUACGUGGACAAGGACGAGCUCGCCGUCCUGCGCAGGGAUUACCUCUACAAGUCCUGGAUCAGGUUCCAGGACCCCGAGCACGAGUUCAGUGACCUGGACGAGGAGUACCUGCGGCGGCUGCGCGCGCUGCUCGGGGAUGAUGAAGACAGGAUCCGGGAGCUGGAGGAAGUUAUUAAAAAAUACACGCUCUGCCUCGAGGACGAGGCCGAGGCAGCGGCGCGGGCAGCAGAGGCGUCCCGCGUCGACCGCCGCGCCGCAUUACUGGCGUCUCUGCGGGCGGAGCGGGGGGCGCGGGCGGGGGCGCGGGCGCGGGCGGACGCGGCGGCGGCGGCGGCGAGCGACAAGGCGGGCGUGCUGGCGGAGCUGGAGGCCGAGAUUGAACGAGCCAACGCGGAAAGCCAGCAGCUCCGUCGCGACGUGGAGUCCCAGCCCAUGUCCGUGGCGGAGCGCGCCCGGCUACUGGACGACAUCGACUACGCGACCCGCGUGCAGGCCUCCAAGCGAGCCCUGGCCGAGCAGAUCACCAAGAUGCUGUACACCAAAGAGUCUGAGCUGGCGCUCUGGCAGAAGAAGUCGCUGGACAGUUGCAUGCAGUACAACGAGGCGCUCAUCCAGCUGUCGGCGCAGUUCCCGCACCUGGCCGCCAGGGCUGUGGACGAGAAAGAGCUGAUGGGCACGGACUGUGCGGAGGCGGUCGGUGGCGCCGUCGACGUUCUGCGAACCCAGGUGCAGUCUCUGAGCGAGCAGCUGACGGCCGCGGAGCGCAAGCGGAGCGCGACCACGAGGCACCGCAAGCAACUGCUUAAGGACACUCGCGCCCAACUGACCGAGCUGACCAGCGAGCUGUCCCAGCAGCGCGACUGCCUGUCCCGCGAGGAGGCGGCGUUCAGCAGCGCGGCGGCGGCUCACAGCGCGCUGCUGACGCGCUGCGGGGCGCGGCUGGACGCGCUGGCGGCGGCGGCGGGCGCGGGCGGCGUGGAGGCCGAGCUGCAGGCGUGGCGGCACCAGGAGGAACUAUGGACCACAAAGCUGUCCUCCCUCCGUGACUACAUAAAGGAGACCCGAGCCGAGGCCGCCCGCGCGCUCGAGGCCGCCAAGCAGAAGCGAGCCAAGCUGGUCUGUGACUCCAUCACGAGGAUCAACAACGCACUGGACCAAGCCACUAAGAAGGCCUCUGACCAGUGAAGAUUUGGGGGGUUUGGAGCUUUUGUACCUUGGAAAACUAAAGCCGAAAGUCCACAGUCGGCUAAACUAAGUUAGUUUAGCUCGCAUAGUUGAGCCAGUUUUUCCUACAUAGUGCAUAGUUUGCGGUGGACGUUCG
Plutella xylostella (diamondback moth) is the source of this 2260-nucleotide messenger RNA. It is a transcript of the gene Ndc80, whose product is annotated as kinetochore protein Ndc80. The record is from RefSeq and is a predicted model, not a curated record. NCBI's taxonomy places the organism in Eukaryota, Metazoa, Arthropoda, Insecta, Lepidoptera, Plutellidae. Gene Ontology annotation, cellular component: Ndc80 complex. Gene Ontology annotation, biological process: attachment of mitotic spindle microtubules to kinetochore.